This is a messenger RNA of Symbiodinium necroappetens, 2352 nucleotides long. NCBI's taxonomy places the organism in Eukaryota, Dinophyceae, Suessiales, Symbiodiniaceae. The record is from the annotation of a GenBank genome assembly.
AUGAUGCCUGAGAAUGCCGAGCGCUACGACUUCAAGGAGCUCUUGAAGCUUCCGGUGGGAGAGGCCACUGAUGUGGAAGAGUUCCUUGGCCCCGUUCAGGUGGCUUGGGUUCCCGGGAAAGGCCGGGGCCUCGUCGCUGCCAGAGACGUUGGUCUUGGGGAGCUCCUCUUCGUGAACCGGGCCUUUCAGGUGGCGGAGACUGGGAAGCUCCUCGAGGCCACGCUUCGGAAGUUGGAGGAUCCAAGGCGAUGCUCCGACGAGGAGUUCCAGAGCUUCUUCCGCCUCUCCUCCGGCCAAGGAAAGGGCCCCUUACCAGAAUUCCCAGAGCUGAAGUGUCGGAUGCGUCGGAGAGACUCGCCUCAGCCGGAUGUGCCCUUGCGGUCUGUGAACCGAAGACUGGUCAAGGACAUAUUGGACUCGAACGCCCACGAGCUCGACACGUCAGAUGUCGCCAAGUUGCAGUCGGCCGGGAAGCUCUCCUCCAUCUUCUUGACGGCAUCGUUGGUGAACCACUCCUGCCGCCCAACUGCCGCACGCGUGUUUCUUGGUGACUUGAUGUUCGUGCGGGCAGCCCGAGACCUCAGAAUGGGAGAGGAGAUUACGGACGGAUACAUCUCGGUGCUGCAACCGGUCUUCGAACGCGUGGCGGGGAUCCGGAAGAGGUACGGCUUUGAGUUGCACGAGGAUCGCGGCGUCGUCGAAACAGCCCUGCUCCCCGAGCCGGAGGUGAGGGCAAUGCUGCGGGAGAUGGAUGAGGUGGAGUCUUUGGAAGAGUUCCAGGCUUUGUCUGAGAAGAUCCAGCGACUGGUCCAUGGGGCCAUUUUGCGGCUGCCGAGCGCUUCUGCAGCCGUGCAGCAGGCGGCCCAGCGACUGGGCCUUGGCCUGGGGCUUGAGAAGUUGCUGCUUGGAGGUGCCGGAGAGGUGCCAGUCUUAGUGGCCACAGCGGCACUCCUUGAGCACUUGGGCCGACUGAGAGAAGCUGCCCAAGCCUACAGCCGCUGCUGUUGGCUCAUGGAGGAGCUAGCGCCACACAACGCCUACCAUGCCAAGUGGGCAUUGGAGGCACUGCUUUGUGCAAACCGCGCUGGUUUGCCUCUGGCAGAGUAUGUUGCAUAUGCCGGCAAGGUGCUCGCAUGUCACAUCGGGCCCGGGACGCUUGAGACAGUGUUGCGGUGCCAGCUUGGCGAGAAGCGGAGCCGCUCCUUGCUGGCAGGUCACUCUGCUCAAGUCAGGAGCUGGCCACCUGGGGAGGUCGGCAUCCUGCACACGCUGCACACGCACGGAGACCCCGGGUCCGUGUCCAGCAUGGACCUGGAGUUCCACUUGGACGAGAAGGUUUCGCCUGCGGAGGUGGAGAUCUCGGUGAACCAGAUGCUGCUCUACGUGCAAGUGCGGCAGAAGUGCUUCUACUUGGUUCUGCCCGGAAAGGUGGACGGAGAGCCUGAGCCGAUUCGACUCUCCAUGCGAGGCCCCGGCUCAGUGCGGUGGCCCUGCGCAGCUGCCCUCAUCAUGGUCGUCCAAAGGCUGUGGAACUUUGUGAAGCGGCACAGGAAGAAGCUCAUUGCGAGUGGCAUCAUCGCUGGUGGGAUAUGGUAUGCCCUGCGUGUGUACCUUCCGAGAGCGCAGCAGCGGAUGUUUGACGAGUUAAUGAAGGCCCUGCAGGAAAGUGGCAGUUCCUCCGACGACAGCAAGGCUCAGCAAAGGAGCCGAGCGCGGUUUCAAGAGAACCAGCUCGUCUCCGAUGACUACGCGCGCAAAGGCCUGCGCUCCUACGAGCCAAAGCAUGCCGGCUGCUUCAAGAUUGACAAGUGCCAACAGGAGGUGAAGGAAGCCAAGGCCAAGGACAAAAAGAUCAUUGCUUUCAAAGCGCUGCAGGAGGAGUGCCUGUCUCUGUUGGCCUCUGCAGUCUACUCGAUCCACGUCAACCUCCUGCUGCACCGCAUCAUAAACAAUAUCGCUGGCCGGGAGGCAAGGGGGCGACUCUCCCAACAAGGAGCGGGUGCGACUUCCAAGGCCAAUGGCGAGGAAGAUGCAUCUUCCAUGAAGGAGUUGAUCGACUCCACCGAGUACUUCCUGAAAGAGGGCCCUGAGAGAAUGGCCGCCGCUGCGCGGAAAGCCGUCAAGGCUGCUGCAGAAGCGGUGCCGCUUCCGCCAGAAUCCUCCGUGAACUCUGAAAGCCUCUCCACCUUCUUCGUUGACGUCUUCAACCGCAUGGAUCAGGACGUCUGGGAGAACCAGAAGGGCGCCUCGCUGCUGCCGCCGGCGCAGGACCAGGAGAAGGGAUCAGGAAAGCAGCCCACUUUCGGCCCCAUGGCUAGACUAGGCGCCAUCGACCUCAUUGUCUGCCUCUGA